This is a messenger RNA of Mugil cephalus (flathead mullet), 2467 nucleotides long. Its product is annotated as probable G-protein coupled receptor 132. The record is from RefSeq and is a predicted model, not a curated record. Gene Ontology annotation, molecular function: G protein-coupled receptor activity. Gene Ontology annotation, cellular component: membrane. Gene Ontology annotation, biological process: G protein-coupled receptor signaling pathway; negative regulation of G2/M transition of mitotic cell cycle; G1/S transition of mitotic cell cycle. Bases 356 to 1441 code for a protein of 361 amino acids. The transcript has 2 exons. Lineage: Eukaryota; Metazoa; Chordata; Actinopteri; Mugiliformes; Mugilidae.
UUCAAAGUGAUUGUAUUAGUUUCAUUUAAGUUAUUGAUCAAAGUGUUUUUUAAAGACAGUCAGAUUUUAUUUAAUAAUGUUACUCAGAGCAGCUCAGUUGCACAUGAACAAAAACAGAAACCUUCUCUUAAAAAGAAAAAUAGGAGAAGACGGUUAAACUUAAACAUAAAUUACAUAUAUAUGCAUAUAUUCAAGCUCCACCUCUUCAGAUGUAAAAUGAGAUGACAUCAUGAAUUAAAGAUGCAGGAAGAGAUGCUGGGCGUGGUCACAUGACCCAGGGUUUCUCCACAUGGUUCAUUCAGAAUCAGCGCGACAACAAAGACCACAGGAUGCCCGACACAGAGACUGACUGAGAAUGGACCUGACUGGCCGUCUCCAUCCGUCCAUCAUGCUGUCGGUCACUGAAGCGGUUCCCCUGACGACCAAUCAGAGCUCGGCGUUGUGCGAGCUGCCGUACGAGGAUGGCCGCCUCCCUCUGGUGCUGCUGUACAGCUUGGUGCUGGUGGUCGGUCUUCCUGCCAACGUGCUGACGGUCUUCCUCACCUGGCUGCAGGUGCGGCGGAGGAACGUUCUGGCCGUGUACCUGUGGUUCCUGUCGCUGUUUGAUCUCGGCUACCUGUGCACGCUGCCGCUGUGGGCGGACUACGUGGUCCAAGGUCACCAAUGGCGGUGGACAUCGAUGGCGUGCAAGGUGACGGGCUACAUCUUCUUCACCAACAUGUACGUCAGUAUUUUCCUGCUUUGCUGCAUCUCCUGCGACCGCUACGUGGCCGUGGUCUACAGCGUGGAGACACGAGGCCGCCGCCACCGCCGCCACGCCGUCCUGAUCACUCUCGCCAUUGUCGUGGUGGUGGCCGUCGGGCACGUCCCCGUCUUCACCAUGAAGGAAGGUGCCGCUGCCGAGGGCCAGCGCCGCUGCUUCGAGCCGAGUCAGAGUGGCGCCAUGGUGACGGGCUUCAACUACGCCCGCUUCCUGGUGGGUUUCCUGGCGCCGCUGGUGCUGCUGGUGCUGACGAACCGCGGCGUCCUGGCCAACGUGCAGCGCAGCACGGGGCUGCAGCAGGAGCACAAGCGGCGCGUCCGGAGGCUGGCGGUGGCCGUGGUGGCGCUCUUCCUGGUCUGCUUCGCCCCCUAUCACCUCAUCCUUCUGGCCAGAGCCGUCAACUUCCACUUACCCCGACCCAAGGGCGGCUCCUGCCUGUUCGAGUCCACCAUGUACACCCCCUACACCGUGUCCCUGGGCCUGUCCACCAUCAACAGCGCUGCCAACCCCCUCCUCUACGUCCUGUCCAGCGAGAACAUCCGUAGGGAGCUCGGCCGGGGACUCAGCCACGUCUUUGGUCCUCGGUCCAACAACAGCCAGAACCAGAUCCACACCUUGGAGAUGACCUCUGGUUUCCUCCAGGGUCCGACUGGACCACCAGAGACCACAGACAGCUGAGGCGGUUGCGAGGUCUCUACUGGACCCUACUGGACCCUACUGGACCCUGCUCAACUCUACUGGCUCUACUUGACUCUGCUGGUCUCUACUGGUCUCUACUGGACCCUGCUGGACUCUGCUGGACUCUACUGGCUCUACUUGACUCUGCUGGUCUCUACUGGUCUCUACUGGUCUCUACUGGACUCUACUGGACCCUGCUCAACUCUACUGGCUCUACUUGACUCUGCUGGUCUCUACUGGUCUCUACUGGACCCUGCUGGACUCUGCUGGACUCUACUGGCUCUACUUGACUCUGCUGGUCUCUACUGGUUUCAACUGGACUCUACUGGACUCUACUGGCUCUACUUGACUCUACUGGUCUCUACUGGUUUCAACUGGUCUCUACUGGACUCUACUGGUUUCUGCUGGUCUCUACUGGACUCUACUGGUUUCAACUGGUCUCUACUGGACUCUACUGGUUUCUGCUGGUCUCUACUGGUCUCUGCUGGACUCUGCUGGUCUCUAGUGGCUCUGCCUUAUUGGGGUCUGGGUUUUCUCGGUGGGUUUUUAUAUUACUGGACUGGACUCUCUUUGAUUUAUGAUUUGUGUCAUGUUCAAACUCAAUAAAUGUUUAGAUCACGUCUUUAGAACCGAAUAAAUGUCCCUGGUCCUUUGAAGUAAUUUAGUCCUUGUUGACAGGAAGUCUGACCUGAUUCCUGCUGCGCUCUGAUUGGCUCUGCUCUCAUCCGGCUGCUCUGAUUGGCCUCAUUCAUUAUUUAGGAGCUUAGACUGAGUGUAACAUGAAUCAUUGAUGAGUGACCUGGAUUUAAAUAUGACAAAAACUAAAAGAGUCUGGUUCUCUGACCUCUGACCUCAUGAUGAUGUUUUUGACGGUUUAUCAGCUGAAUUUUACGCAAGUUUCUGGAAAAUUGUUGAAGCUCCACUUAUUGAGAAUGAGACUAGAUUCUAAAUUAUUUGCACUUGUAUUUACUGGACCUUUAAAAAACAAAUCUGAACAAGAUAAUAAAUGAAAACAAACAGACUUCA